AUGUCGAAAUUGAAAAUUGUUGGCGGGCGUCCCAUUACGAUGGACGAGGCGAUUGAACUGAGACAAACGGUUUUCGGGUCUGCAGCCAGUCCACCGCGUGGUGAAUGGACCCGCACCGGAUUUACGUUUGGCCCUGCAAACCAGGAAUAUCCAUACGGAUUACGUACUCCGAGGAAUGCCACCCGUGGGAUGCAGUCCGUUAUCCAGGCGCACAUUAUCAAGCAGUUUAUCUUCGACAAUAAGCCGCGCGAGAAGUCGGUUCCGCUGGAGGAGCUGCUCAAGCCAAACGAGGCGGAACAGGCUCUAUCCCUGUACACGGCCAUGUCCGACAUCCUGUGGAACAUUGGGGAGAAGACGAAGGCGAUCGUGGCGCUGCCGGGCGAGGCAUCCCAUAUCCCACAUAGCCACGUCUACUUCCAGGAUAACGUUACCGAGAAGCUGUACUUCUUCGAGUUCACGAAGCUGGACGAGCUGCAGAUAUUCAUGAAGCGCUACUUGCCCUACUUCACCGAAAAUCCUGGCCCCGGAACACUUCUGUACCUGUACAGUGCCGUUUUGACGCGUGGCAUGGAGAAUAUGCGGAAUGAUCUGGACGCCCCGAAGGGUGCCCACCUGAUGGGACCACACGAGGAGGGGUCACUGAAUGUCAUCACGCUGCUGCUGACAGGCCGUGCCACGCCGUACCUUCACAACGGUGUGGUGUACGUUGGUGACGAGGACCACUACGCUGUGCCUCAGUUCGGAAUUCUUAGCCGUGGCGCUAUAGGAUUGCUCGUCUGGGAGGGUGAAAACGAAGCGAUGCGAUCCGCGUCCCGUAUGCCAGGAUCUCGCUUGAAAACUCCGGCCACACCCGUGUGGGUGAGUUGCUGCUGUGGCCACUAUGGCGUGCUGUUCAACUCGAACCGAGAGCUGCUGCGGAACUAUCACGCCGAGAAGCGGUUCGAGCUGCACUACUACACUUGCGCCGGGUGCUAUCUGUCGAUGACGGUGGACAACCGUGGACAGGAUGAGGGCGGUGGAAAUGACGGAGAUCAGGAUGGGGAUCGGAAACGUGACGACAUGAUCUCGACGCCGCUGGAAAGACUUAUACACACGAAGUGGAUGGACGCAAAGAUUACCUAUCAUGGCGCACUGCCCGCUUCGUUGAACUUCUAAGACACCUGAUUUUGUUUUGUCCCGGGCAAUUUAUUUGAAUUAGACAACGUCAAAGAUGGGUUUGGAAAGAUAUGCGCGUUCGCGAAAGUAGUGUUGUUGCGAAUUGUUUUAUCAAUUCUAUUUGCUACUCAAUACAAUGCACACAAAUAAUCUCCCACUGAUUCACUUAAAUAUGAAGACAAAUGGACACUAGAAGCAGGAGGGAUAAAUAAACUCACCCUACUAUAACCCAUCUCCGCCUGUAGGCUUGAAGGUUUAUUUAAAACUUACCGGCAAAGGAUUUGUGAACAAUAAAUAGUUUUGAUCAUAAGCGUUGAUUGGUGGGCUU
Molecule: messenger RNA, 1483 nt
Organism: Anopheles coustani
Lineage: Eukaryota; Metazoa; Arthropoda; Insecta; Diptera; Culicidae
Product: inactive ubiquitin carboxyl-terminal hydrolase MINDY-4B
Exons: 5
Coding region: 1-1155 (384 amino acids)
Biological process (GO): protein K48-linked deubiquitination
Molecular function (GO): K48-linked deubiquitinase activity; cysteine-type deubiquitinase activity
Source: RefSeq, a predicted model, not a curated record